Molecule: messenger RNA, 1215 nt
Organism: Trypanosoma rangeli
Lineage: Eukaryota; Euglenozoa; Kinetoplastea; Trypanosomatida; Trypanosomatidae
Product: putative 3-ketoacyl-CoA thiolase
Exons: 1
Coding region: 1-1215 (404 amino acids)
Molecular function (GO): acyltransferase activity, transferring groups other than amino-acyl groups
Source: RefSeq, a predicted model, not a curated record
AUGUCAUCGCAGGUUGUCCGCAUCGUUGGGGUCGGCCAAACGCCCCUGGGAAGACUCGGGAAGUCCGCCUCUGUGCUUGCCGUUGAGGCCCUCCGUGCGGCCCUCAGGGACGCCAACAUGGAGAUGCGUGAUUUGGACGGCCUUGUGGCAGUUCCGUCGCUGGCGUCUCCCCAGUUUAUGCAGGCGCAUCAUCUCGCGACCGUCUCCGGUCUUGUUCGGGAGAACAAGGAGCUGGUCCUGCGCACCAUUGACACGGGCGGCGCUGGCCCCAUUACAGCGCUGGGCACCGCUGGCAACUUCAUUCGGAACGGCUGGGCACACAACGUCGCCAUCGUUGCGUCGGACACCGUAUUGAGCCUCUGUGGAAGCACAUUUGCUGAGCGUUCCAACGCCAGUGUGGCAGGUAGUGACCUCGCGAAGCCAUGCAUACCGCAUGGAUACGAUCGGUGUGCCCAGUGGUACAUGCAGCACUACGGUCUCAAACGAGAGCAACUCGCGAUGGUGCCGGUGCUGAUGAGUUGCAUGGCGGCGCGACAUCCGGACGCCAUGUGUCGUGCGCCCUACACCUUGGAUGCCGUACUGCGCUCCCGUCAGAUCGCCCCCGUCACUAACUUGCUAGAAUGUGCGCGGCGUGCGGAUGGCGGCGUGGCGCUCAUCCUCUCCAGCGAGGCGCACUACGCCCGCUACUUUGCACGGCACAAGUUAGAUCGGUCAAAGCCUGUCGUCGUGAGUGUUGGUGAAGCCUCCGGUUCACUCUUUCCCCCUGCCAUUGAAGACAUCACGCCUGAGUUCUUCUCCUGCAAACGUGCUGUCAAAUUGGCCCUGGACACCGCACAGUUGGGCCUGAAAGACAUUGAAUUUUUUGGUCUCUACGACUGCUUUCCUAUUUGCCUGCUGCACGCGAUAGAGGCGGUGGGUCUCUGCCCGAUUGGGAAGGGUGGGGAGUUUGUGGAAGCCGCGUACAAUGAAAUGAUGAAAACCCCCGGCGUCAUUGACCCUUCCCGGUUUCGCAUCAACACACACGGCGGGCUGCAGUGCUUCGGUGCCCCGUGGGAGGUUCCCGCGAUGUACAACGUCACGGAGGCCAUCGAGCAAAUAGCAUGCACCGCUGGCGGUCGACAAAUCUGGCCGCCGCCGAAGCGAGCCAUUGUGUACGGAAACGGGGGCAUCUUCUCCGCCUCCUCCGUCGCAGUGCUCGGAAACGGAACGUACUAA